Molecule: messenger RNA, 6970 nt
Organism: Bombus pyrosoma
Lineage: Eukaryota; Metazoa; Arthropoda; Insecta; Hymenoptera; Apidae
Product: eukaryotic translation initiation factor 5B-like
Exons: 4
Coding region: 617-2824 (735 amino acids)
Source: RefSeq, a predicted model, not a curated record
GCUUAGAAAAUAAUCGUAAAUGCUGCCUUAUGAUCGUACAAUUGAAGUUAGAAGCGUGAACAUACCUUGCUAUUGCAUAUAGAACGAGCAAAUACCGUUUACUAAUAUCUCUUACACGUUUCAACAGUAUAUUCUGCACGUUCUGCUUACGACGAAAUAACGAACGCGAAUGGUUUGUUGAAAUAGACGAUGCCUCGUUAUAAUACGUCGCUAUCGACUGUUACCAAGGCGCCACGAUGGUCACCCAUGACCACCAAUGAGAUAAACGGUCCAUUGGAGAAGAAUGUCGUCUUACGUCGUCGAUUUAUUAUUAUUUUGCCAUUAUACGCUUCGAACAAUAAGAAUACUCGUGAGACGUGGCGUCCUGAAGGAAACAUGGGAUUUCGGCGUGGCAGUCAAAGUGUUAAAACGAGGAUUCACCGAUCAUUACGUGAUUUAUUGCCAUGACUACGUGGCAUCGAUCGUAACAAAAGCAGCCUCUCGAUCGAACUCGAUCGAAUGCCGCUUCAUAUUCACGCAGCGGCAACGUCGUCCGAUACGUUUCAUUAAAAAUCAGUAGAGAUCAAAAUAUGAAAGUAGCUGGCACGUCCGGUUAUUCGUAGAGAUCUACACUACGAUGCUCCUUUUGCCACGCCAUGUACGAACGAUUCCAGCUAAACUGUGCCUGCAUCCUCGUCCUGUCGAUAAUACUUCAAUCGUUCGUUUCUUACUGCUAUCCAGAGUUUUUCAAAGACGCAUCCAGGUACCGAAUAACGCGCAAGCCAAUGGUUACGUAAUCGAGAACCAAAACAGCAAGUUAGAUCCCUCGAUCGAGCGAAUUUUUCAGUCAGCCGGUGAACAAAGAGACGAUCUGAUUAAUUCGAAACGCAACAUCGACGCUAAAGAGAGCGGCAAAGCUGCGCAGGUGGAGGACGCCGAGAAGCGUGCACGGGUGAAACGCGACAACGCGGUUAAGAAGAGCAAUACGAAGAGUUUGAACGAAGCGGCGAAGGAGGAAAAACGUUCGACUUCUAACAAAGGUGGUAAAAGUGCUUCGAGAAUCGAUCGCUCUUCCAGAGAUCUUCCGAGGCUUCCAGACAAAGAUUACGAGGCCCCUGUUGAUCAGGAAAAAUCCGAGUACGCGGACGAAGCUGAAGACGAGUCUGCAGUUGGUUCAAAACACAAAGAAACCAGGUACAAGGCCAACGACCGUGUAAACGAAGAUUCUGCGAGAUUUACCGAUCAGGAAGAAAGAUCUAACUUGUACGAUGACUUCGAAUCGAAAGACGUGGUGAAAAGAGGAAUUUCCGGCUCUGAGGACUACGAAGAGAUGGACGACGACGCUCUUGCAGCUGCAGAGGACACUGUAGCCUUAGAAGAUAAUGCAUCGGACGAAGAAACCGAUAAAAGAAAGGUGCACGGUGACGUUCGAGUGAAGAGGGACCACGAAAAUUCGAAAGAAACGGACAACGCCGAGAUUGCUGGGAAGGCAGACAAUUCUGCAACGUCUAGCGAUCUGUCUAGCGAUCAAAAAACCGCGGAGACGUCCUUAAAACGAGACACCGUUACUGACAAGGGUAGCAAGGUAGCCGAGGCUCGAGUAACUAAAACCGACAAGGAUUCCAACGAUCAAUCGAAAAGGAACGUGGUUGACAAGAACGAGAAUGAAGCGUCGAAGAUCAAUUGCGACCGCGAAACGGAUAGUUCGAAGCAGCCAUCGACGUCAAACGACCAAAAACCAACGAUCGAAAGCGGCGAAACUGGGAAAAUUCUGGCUCAAGGAAGCGAAGAGGCUACGGGAGACGCGAAAACGCGGGAAAGUAAUUUGUCCGGUAACAGCAAGGCAGCCAACGACUUGGUCGGCGAUGCUACUGGCAUUAAAGAAACGUCGAAAGCCGAGGAGUCGAAAAUUGCCGACGUAGCCAGCAGUGCAGACGCGGCGAAAGUGGAAGUUGUGGCGAACGCGGCGGAAACAUCGGCCGUGGAUGAUUCUGAGAAAUUGGCGAAUUCAAAGAACGAAGCCGAGACUGCGGAACAGAUAGACGAAGAUUAUCAGAAACGGGUGGAGGAGCAGAUCCAGCGAAAGAUCGAUUCGAUCAAAGAGCAGAUUAAACGAGAGAUCGAGGAGAACCAGCGCCUUAAGGAGAUCGAGGAGAAUAACGCGAGAUUCGACGAAUUGCGCGAGUUGGAAGAAGACGAGGAAGAACAGGCUCCGGAGGCUGCACUGACUGGAGAUGACUCGCCUAAGAGAUCUGUCGCGGAUAGAAAUUCUGGCAAGUCUCGGAUUCGUGAUAACGCGGAGAAACAGCCGAUAAAGAGGAAAAAGAGACACGACAGCGGUCAGGAAAAGACGCGAGACGCUAGUGACUCGAGCUCGAGUAAAAAGUCUUGGCCGAGAACGGUGAAGAAGCGAUCGAUAAUGCAGUCGGAAACGAUACCAAAGAAACACGCGCGACAGGCGUUUUUGACGAGAACCGAUCGGAAGAAGAAGAGAAAAAGAAGAUCUAAAAAUUCUAUGUUGAUCCCGGAACAACGUAACGUCAAGCUGGAGGCGAGUCUACCGGCUGAUUACACGUUGGACUCGAACUUACGAGGGGCACUUGCUGAUGCAAAGUCGAGCGCGUCGAAGAUGACGGAAGAGGAAAAGGCGGUAGCAGAACGGGGUUCUUUGUUAGAAAAAAGAUCGGAUUCCGUGGCGUCGCUAACGGGUAGUAACGAAGAGAUGGGACCACUGGCGACGGAAUACGGGGAAGCUUUCGGCGGCUUGAAUGGAGAUCCAGGGAUGGCGUUAGCUAGAUUUAAAAGGAUCAAGCGAGUCCUCAGACCUCCAACUUCGAAGACCUAGCGCUAGAUUAAAAAAGGAUACGAAAUUUCACGCCGAUUCAAUUGACGUCGCGUACAGCGAUGUUAAUCGAAAGAUAUUCGAUGGAAAACAAUAUUAACAAACGAUAGGUACAUUAAUUAGCUGUAGAGGUUCGUUUGUAGAGUACACGUAAGUCUAUUUAAGACUUGUCAAGGGCAAAGAAAUUUAGUAAGAAGACUAAGUAUUAAUGGUUGACAGAGAGACAUUGGUUUUGGUAGUCGGUGCAUAUAAUCAGUCGUUGAUACAGUUCGGUAUUUCGAAUACAUUGGAAUACAAUGCGUUUCUAAUAUUCUUCUCGUGCCGUAUCAUGUAAUUUUUUAAAACGGAAGUCACGUCGUGUGACCUCCACCGAUGAACAAAGUACACUCCUUGUUGCACCUUUGAUCCGAUUAAGUAGAACGAGUCGAUGCUGUUCAGACUUCCGUGCGCAAUUCUGCUAAAUAAUAAAGAAAAACACUUUGAGACAAGCGACGCGCGUCGUAGACGAGAUGUAGCAAUAAAAAUCAAAAUUCGUAUAUCGGAUUUUUAUUGAGAUUUUUAUUGAGAAAAAAGAUAUAUAUAUGUUUCAAUUACCUGGACGAUCCACGUGGUUGGGCGGCGGCACUAAAGGAAAAGAGAGAAAGAAAGACAGGUGCCUAGGCAAAUACACAGAUAAACAUUCGUAAGACGUUCAAGAUUUAAUAACAAAGAUACGAUUAAACACGAAGAAGACACAUAGAUCGUUAACCCUCUUUUUGUGCGCUUACAUUACGGGGGAGACUUUUUGACUUUUAAACUUUCGGCAAGCGAGUACCGACGUCUCCUACUUGUACCAUCCAUCUCUCCUUAUCACCGUUCUACUUUACAACAAUAUGAAACAAUUAUUUACACAUCGACGGGCAGAAGGACCACGGUGUCGUGUGAGAAAUCUUUCAAUGCGUUUUAUUCUUUUUUCCCUUUUCUCCGCUUUCUUUUCUUUUCGUUUCGUUUCGUUUCGUUUCGUGCGUGCAUCGCGCCGACGUCCGCCGUAUUUAGAAUGCGCAGAGCUUUCUUUCAGCUAGCAACUCGAAAACGUACUGCAAAGUAUCAUCGAGAUCGAAAUUUCACUGCGAAUGUUUCUCGCUCGCGAGAAGUUCGAUCUCGAUUCGCUCGUUUCGCGUUCUUGGCCGCGUUCGCUCGAUCGAUCGCGAUUAAAUUCACGCGAAUGAUUUUUUGAUAUUUUAGUCUCGUAUUUCGCAGAGAAAUUGCUAUUGUAGGCUCUGCGAACUGUUGGAAAAUAGGCUUUGCAGAAAGGAUUGAAAAUUAAAAUUCUAUCAACCCUUUGACAGUGUAACGAGGAAAUUUUCCUUCAAACCUCCUUUUUCGAUUUUUUCUGCGAGAUUUUGCAUAAUAAUUUACCAACUAAUAAUAUCACUAAAUUAACCAGUUACAGAUUAGAGGCUGUAGGCUUCGCUUUUACAAGUUUGUCGUGCUAUGUAAAAUUGGUUAACCAAAAGAUCCGCGAUUCAUGAAACUUAUUUGUAAAGCCUCGUUUGUCCUAUCGCCAAACUUGUUACUGCUACUCGAGAGAAGUAUGUAAGACAAUUUACAUAUUGUUUUAUCCAGGUAUAUUAAAACAACGAAUGUCUCAAAGAAGCCCACCAAGUAAACCAGAAAUGUAAAAAACCAUCCACGUUUUAAGGCAGAAUUUUUCUAUAACUAAUAUAAGACCUAGGUGAAAAAAGGGAUGAUAAUAAAAAGAAAUACUAAAUAAAUCCAUGAAGUCCCCUUCCGUUAAAAAACAGAAUUCAACGAUGCGAAUUAAUGAAAAAAAAAAAGAAAAAAAUUGUAAAUAAAAUGUUGCAUCAACGCAACAUUCGCCUUUUUGCGGUCUAAUUCACAGCGCUGUAUUUGACGAUUUGCCUGAAUCUCUCUCGAGCUGCACCGUUAAAGGGUUGAUGGAGCAUCGCAGAGAAAUUGUUGCUAACUUUCCAUCGCCAAAAACGAUUGGUUCGCGCGAGUUUAAACGCGAUACCGAGCGCGCAUCGCGCUCAAGCCUCCUUCGUCGCGUCUCUGGUCGCAGACUGACUUCGUGAAUUGGUGGUGCGAGAGCGUGUACAGCGCGCUGCCGAUCGUUAGUUAGAUAGAUUAAAGACGAACAUCAGUCUGACAAAAAAGGCUCGUUGGUGAAACGUUUCAGGCACCGAUCGUUACAAAAGUCGCCGCGCCCUCAUCCAGUCCUUUCUCGAUUCUGUUUCGUUGCGGGGCGAAAAACCGCGGUCAAGUUCGCGUUGAUCUCCGCGAUAUAAUUGAUAAAUCUCGAGCCAGGAAAAUUGACGUUUCUUCCUUUUUGUUGCAAGCGUUCUGGAAGGUCGGCGUGGGGCGCGUGAUAAUUUCGCGGUACGCCCGCAGUCGAGUAAGGACUAAAACGAUGAGCGCAAAUGGUGAAAAUCCGAGCGUGAAAACGUUAUAAUAGGUGAGCGUAAGAAGGCGACGCGGUUGAAGACGAGACGAGGCGAAAAUAUCGUGGCUAAUCUUGUUGUAAGAUAAGAAACCGGAUCGUUCUGUGCGGUGGAUGUUUUUGUUCCGACGGAUGCUCUGCUUGGUACUUAGUGCAUGUCGAUAUUGAGACUUUCUUUUUAUUUAAAAAAAUCGAUGUCUGAGAAAUGGUGUUCACAAUAAUUAUGGUACAACAACGUAACGGCAUUACAGACUUAAAUAUGCGUUAUAUAUAUACACAUAUAUAUUAUAAUAUGUAUGUAUAUAUAUAAACAUAUACGUACACGUAUAUAUGUAUAUAUAUGCGUAAUAUUUAUAAUAAUAUAGGUAAUUCUCUUUACCACGAUAACAUGGCUAUAUACAAAUAUUACAAUGUUUCCUUCCUUCCGUUUCUCUUUCUUAAAAUCCUCGCAUGCGCGCGUUCGAUGCGACGAUCGAUCAGAGGUCGAGACGUUUCCCUGCAUCCGCUGUGUGCAUUUCUCUCCUGUCGUUUCUCAUCGUCUUGUCGACCCUUUUAAACGUACGGGUCGCGACGAAAACGUAUCCUCGUUUCAGUUUCGGCGCGCUUGUCACGCAGACACCAGAUCUCCGUUUCUUACGACGAUAAAUCAACGCGUUCAUGCUUUUAAACCGUUCUCUUUCUCUUAGCGCAGAAACAGCGUGCGUGUAUACGUAUGUCUAUGAGAGAGAGGGGAGGAGGGCGGUGUGUGUGUGUGUGUGUUCGUGUAUGUGUGUGUGAUGUGCGGGCGGAAGAGAAACAGUUGGAAAAGGAGAAAGAGAGCAAGGAGUGCAGAUCGUGGUAUAUUUUACGCGUUUCUUUUUCAUUCGUACGCGUAUGUACGUUGAGAGAAGAAUGUGGAGAAGAAGGGUUAAAGCAAAGGAGGAAAAGAGAGAAUGCCCUGAAAUAUCACGCAGGUCUCUGUUAAAUAUCGACAAACAAAAUAAUUCCUCGCGUCGUCGAGCGUUAACUGCUCCUCGAAACCGGAAAUUCUUAUUCGAUCGCUGUAUUUGUCUAACUAUCUAGAUUCAUAGACUAUGGAAAUUCUCAACGAAAUAAGAUUCAGCGUGAGCCGAGUCGCCGGUCGUUCGCGAAUUUCCCGAUACCGAGGAGAUUUUGUUACGUGAAUUCGUUGAUCUCUUCGAGUACGGUACGACAUCCUUCAGGACUCGACGCACACCGCAACAAUUCCACCAAAUGUAUCCGUUACGUUCGCUUUCUUUCUUAUAUCGGCGCACAUCCCUCGACCUUUCGGUAUCGGACCUUGAUCUUAUCGAUAACGAGCUGUUUAUUGCGAUCGCGUUGACAAUUUGACAAUACGACAUUGUGGCGAGUCGAAGCGGAACUCGCGCGAAUCGUUGAUCGCUCGCUUUAGAUACCGCGAUUUAGAAAAACUAAAGAGUCGCGUACGGUGGAAAAGAGUGCGCGUCGUUAGAUCGUUCGACCUAAGCGGCACCAAAAUUGACGUGGUUGACUCGGAUCUAGGGUGGUUUGUACAGGUGUUCGGACGAUGGUCGGGGAUCGUUACGUUGCUCGUUUACGUUGUACGUUCCCGCCAAUCGAUCAGAACGAUCUUACAAUCUAUAAAACGGGGCGACAAAUAUCUACGCGCUUUGGCACCGUCUCGCGGUAACGAGACUUUCUCGUGGCAAAAGUGAACGAAUCGAAGGGAA